UUAGUUUGUGGUACAAUUUCUUUGUACGCUGCUGGUGUAAUUGGGUUUCUUUUUCUUUGUUGUUUUGAUCUUGUGGUUAUCGCAUAUAAUUUUGUGAAAGUUUAAAUUUCUACAUAAAGAUUUUAUUUCAAUCUGUGUUGUGUUUUACAAAUAUGUUUUCCUCGCUUACCAAGAAUUGAAUGCAAUUCUUAGCAUAAAACCUUGGGGGGCCGAAGAUAUCAUAAGUAAACAAGGUAAGAUUGGACAAUAUGGAUGGACAGGAAGCAAUGGAGAUAAAAUACAGCAGUGGCAACGAAAUGGGAGGCCUGGAGCUCUGCAUCGUGUGCGGAGACAGGGCCUCGGGGAGACAUUAUGGUGCUAUCAGCUGUGAAGGAUGCAAGGGCUUCUUCAAACGGUCCAUACGCAAGAAACUGGGCUACCAGUGCCGCGGCAGCAUGAACUGCGAGGUCACGAAACACCACCGCAACCGCUGCCAGUACUGUCGCCUGCAGAAGUGCCUCGCGUGCGGAAUGCGGAGCGACUCGGUUCAGCAUGAGAGGAAGCCGAUCGUGGAUAAGGGGAAGAGCGAGCGAGACGGCGCUAUGCACGAGCGACAGGCGGCCUACUCUAAACUGCUCGGAUUGGCUGGGCAGGCGCAGAAUGCUCAGAUGCCCAAAGAAGAACCCACAGAUGCAUUCGGCGCGGUGUCGCCGGCGGCGCCCGCUAUCAAUUUCGCUUUAGCAGCUGCCGUUGCUUUCAACAAGGGGAAUCCAGCAGUGUCUCAAUAUCUGAACCCUGGCAACCCCAGCGACAUUGAGGGCGCUCGCCGUCAACAUCUGAUGCUGCAGACGCAACUGGCCAAAAAUAUAUUCAAGAUGGGACAAUUUGGUGUAAUGAAUGAUUAUAUAUCAGCGUACACGGGCGCCACUCCGCCGGAAGUUCCGUUGGCGCCAUUACACGCCGCUGACACGUCACACAAUGAUGCGGAGGGCAUCCUGAGCGGCGAGGCGCUGCAGCUGCCGCUGUCGCUGCCGGCGGCGGGCGGGGCGGCGGGGGGCGCGGCGGGGGCGGGGGCGCCGCACCUGGCGCUGCACCGCGCGGCGGAGGCGGGCGCGCGCCUGCUGGCCGCGCUGGCGCGCUGGCUGCGCGCCGUGCCCGUGGCCGCGCAGAUGCCAGUUGAGAUCCAGGUGACUUUGCUGAAGAAGUGCUGGCCGGAGCUGUUCGUGCUGUGCCUGGCCAAGUUCUCGCAGCCGCUGUCGCUGGGCGCGCUGCUGCCGCUCAUGGAGAGCCACCUGCGCGCCGUGCUCCGGGAGCGGGGCGCCGGGGACUGCCCGGACCGCUCCGAUGUACCACAGCCGGGGCUAAUAACAACGGCGGACUACUCUGACGAGCGCGUGGAGGAAGUCAGCGGCAUGCUGGUGCGCCUGCAGCAGUUCCUGGCCGCCAUGGAGCCGCUGAGGGUCAGCGAGAGGGAGCACGCCUACCUCCGGGCACUGUGCCUGUUCUCGCCAGACGGCGCGCCAGACUUCUUGACGCGCAAACUCCAAGACUACCAAGUGAGAGUACUCCGCUCGCUGAAGGCGGCAUGUCAGCCCGACGACGAGAGGCUGGCCACGCUGCUGCUGCAGCUGCCCGUGCUGAGGAGCUUCACCGGCUCGUUCCUGGAGGACGUGUUCUUCGUGGGGUUCCUGGGGGACGUCUGCAUUGACGACGUCAUUCCCCAUCUGCUAAUGGCGGACCAUUGAUGUAAUGUGUAACAACGACAUAGAUCACUAUAAUUUCCAAUAUUUAAAGUUUAAUGAUUAUAAUUUAUCAUUCGAGUUUGAUAUUUUCCAGUAAUGUCUUCCCAGAUUAAUGCAAUAUUUAAUAAUAUUUUUUAUUUCAUUGUAUUUAACUUUCUUAAGAAAGAUGCAAUCCGAAUUUUGUGCAAAAUAUGUGUAACAUGAGUGUUUAGCUCUUGGACUAAGAUGCCUCCAGUAUGCACUUGUCCAUUAGUUUAUUUUACUUUUGACAGCUGUCACUGCAGUAACGUUUGACGUAAAUGUUUUAUCAUUUCGUGAUUAAUUUAUCGUUUCAUGUUCUGAUAUAAUGUUAAAUCGAUUGUCGUGAGAAAUCGCAUCGGUAACUACCUAUAUAAUACAGAACUUAAUGAACUGUCAAAAUUAAAAUAAAUGUUCAGCAAGGUAAAUUAAUUUAUGUAAAAAUUGUGCCUUAAUUUCUAGGCUGCCUUAAUGUCCAUUAGUUGUAAGCAAAAGAGUAUUAAAAAUUAAUUUUAACUAUUGCCUACUUUGGUACAUUUUUGUGUACGAAUUAAAGAAUAGAAAAACGUCUUAAGUAU
This is a messenger RNA of Amyelois transitella, 2317 nucleotides long. RefSeq names its product nuclear receptor subfamily 2 group C member 2 (gene nhr). The coding region runs from base 249 to 1724 and encodes 491 amino acids. Lineage: Eukaryota; Metazoa; Arthropoda; Insecta; Lepidoptera; Pyralidae. Gene Ontology annotation, molecular function: zinc ion binding; nuclear receptor activity; RNA polymerase II cis-regulatory region sequence-specific DNA binding. The transcript is spliced from 12 exons. Gene Ontology annotation, biological process: regulation of transcription by RNA polymerase II; anatomical structure development; cell differentiation. The record is from RefSeq and is a predicted model, not a curated record.